UAAUGAGCGACCACACAGCGACACAUCUCCAACCACAAACGUUCCGAUGAGGGACGAUCGCUGGCAUUCGAAUUUGCGCGUUUCCUGGCACAUAGCCUGACUGCGCACCAACCAUGGAUCGCGCAAGGAAGCGCGAACUGCGCGCCCUGAACGAUCGAGCUUGGACUGGCGAGAAAAGCCUCAUCGCCAUCAACUCGUCCCUCGACUCGUCGCUGCGCAAAAACACGUCGUUCAUGAAGCGUUUGCGAACCGCCAUAUCCGCCGCGAACCUCAACACGUUUAUCCAAGAGAUCAAGACGCUUAGCUUGCACAAGUACCUGUCCGAGAUCAUAUCGGCUUGCUACGAAGGUCUCUGUCGUCUCAAGACGCCGUCCGAAAUUGAAGCCGGAGUCGAAAUUUUGAGCGCUCUCCACCAACGUUUCGGACCUGAUGAGUUCACACAACACCUGGGGUGGUUGCUCGGCAGGGGAAUGGCAACGCCGGAAAAGAGUUAUUUGAAAACAUUGCCGCCUGAGACUAGAGAGAAGGAGGAGCGGGAACGGCUGGUGCGCCAGCGCGUGCUCAUAAGGGUGGUUACAGAGCUCUGGCUUGUCGGCGUCCUACGGACCCUCGAUGACACAACCCGGCCUGACGACGGUACAAAGGGUGUUCCCGGAAAACCCCAAGAAACCAAGGCCCGCACCAGCAUCAAGGGAGGUGGUGCUGAGCCGUUCCCUCUUGAAGUUUUGAAAGACCUCCUUGGACAUGACCGAGAGCACGUCAACCUGCCCCUGCUGGUUACCUUUGUCAAAUCUUUCAGCUGGGAUGUGUUCGGCAUUAAGGCUGCAGGCGCAGAUGGUCGGAAGACGGUGGAGGAAGAUGGGGCUACUAAGACGGCGAACGGCGGCACCGAUCUGGAUCACCAGGAGCUGCAUGACCAUGGCGGGACUGGCGAUGAUGAACCCCUUACGCCCGCGGAGCUGCAGGAGCGCUUCAGAAAUGUGUUGAAAAGAUACUUUGACGAUGUCAAGGCACAUUUGGAACGCGACCAAAAGGCAAUCUCUAACCAGUCUCGCAGGAACGCAGAAGCCUAUGUCAAAUCCGGCGAGGUCUUUGAAGACCGCCAAGCCAACUUUGACAAGCAAGUCAAAGCGCAGGAGAGGCUUGUGUCAAAUGCUCAGGUGCUUGCCGAUAUGCUAGGAGCUGAAAUGCCAGAUUUGAAGGAUGACACUGAUCCAAUGGCCAACGCCAACGCCUCUAUUGGUUUGGUGAGGACUGGCGAAUAUCUCCGUGGCCAAGGAGAAGGUGCAGGGAUCUGGGAAGACGAGGAGGAGCGACGCUUCUACGAAAACCUGGUAGAUCUGAAAGGCAAGGUACCUGCCAUCCUUCUUGAGGAUGCCAAAAAGAAGAAGGCCGAGACCGAUGAACAGGUGGGCAAACGAGUUGAUACACCUGAAACUACCGAUAUCGCCAAGGCUGCCGAAUCUGCAGAUGAUCAAUCUACUGCUAUCGCAAACAAAACCACUGGAGCUCAGGUUGAUGCCAUCCUGUUGCGGCUUCCAGACAUGAUUACAAAGGACAACGUCGACCAAACGGCAAUAGACUUUUGCUUCCUAAACUCCAAGGCAUCCCGCAACCGGCUGGUCAAAGCCCUCACCGAUGUCCCCAAGGGCCGCAGCGAUCUGCUUCCUUUUUGGGCCAGGUUGGUGGCCACUCUGGGGCAGCACAUGCCAGAUAUACCCAAGGGUGUUGUCGAGUAUCUCGAUGCGGAGUUUCGCAGCCUGCAGCGUCGCAAGGACAAAGACUUCUUGAGCCAGGUUCGGCUGAGCAAUAUUCGCUACUUGGCCGAGCUUACAAAAUUCAACAUAGUGCCUGAACAUGUUGUGUUUCACUGCCUGAAGGUUAGCUUGGAGGACUUCUCCAAGAUGAACAUCGAGGUCAUCUGUAACCUGUUGGAAAACUGUGGUCGCUACCUUCUUAGAAAUCCCGAGACCUCACCCCGUAUGAUGUCGUUUCUGGACACCCUACAACGCAAGAAGUCGGUCCAACACAUAGGACAGGCCGAGAAAAUGCUCAUAGAGAACGCCGUAUACUACGUCAACCCCCCGGAGCGACCUGCUAUUGAGCAGAAGGAGCGAACACCCAUGGAGUUGUUCGUCAGGAAGCUCGUCUAUGUGGACCUUUCGAAACGCAACUACAGCAAGGUCCUGAAGCAGAUUCGAAGACUUCACUGGGAGGAGAAAGAAGUCGUGGCCAUACUGACAAAAGUGUUCACCAAACCUGGUAGGGUGAAAUACGGAAACAUUUACCUCCUUGCCAUUCUGCUAGGGGCCAUUUGCAAGUAUCACGUCGUCUUUACAGUCACGGUUAUUGACACCCUCGUCGAGUCUAUCACCUUUGGGUUGGAACAAAACGAGUUCAAAUUCAAUCAGCGUCGAAUCGCCGAGGCCAAGUACCUGGGAGAGCUGUACAACUACCGAAUGUUUGAUCAUUCCGUCAUCUUUGACACCAUGUACAAGAUCCUUACAUUUGGUCACGGCGGGCCGCCGGUUCCGGGACGCAUCAACCCUUUUGAUCUCUCGGAUGAUUUCUUCAGAAUUCGGCUGAUUGCAACAAUCCUCGAAACGUGUGGCAUGUUCUUCAACAAGGGUGUCCAGGGGAAGAAGCUCGAUUAUUUCCUCUCGUUUUUCCAAUAUUACAUCUUCACAAAAGAACCUUUGCCCAUGGACAUUGAAUUCAUCGUACAAGACACAUAUGCUCUUACACGUCCUCAAUGGAAGUUGGCCACCAACCUGGAAGAGGCUUCAAGGGCAUUUCAAAUGGCCAUCGCCCAGGACCAGAAGAACUCUGGUCUCGACAAGGUUCUUGAGCAAGACGACGGCACUAGUGGUCCGUCUUCAGACGAUGGAGAGGGUGAUGGCGAUGAUCUCAACAUCGCCGAUGUCGACGACGACGAAGAUGUGGAAUCUGACGAGGACGAUGACCACGACGGAUCGCACGUGGACAGUGACUCGGAGGAUGAGGCAAUUGUCGUCACAAGGGAGGAAGAGGAAGUCAAUCCGGAGGACGAGGCUGAGUUUGAGCGCGAAUACGCCAAGAUGAUGGCUGAGAGCCUGGAUUCGAGAAAGUUUGAUAGGAAACCCCUGUUCGACGUCCCGCUCCCGAUGCGCACUAAGAACCAGGUCGGCGAAGGUCCUGUUACCAAUGCGCCAGGAACUAUGGCAUUCUCGCUUCUGACCAAGAGAGGCAACAGACAGCAGACUCGGACCGUGGAGCUCCCGUCCGACUCGAACUUUGCCAUCGCCAUGAAAAACCAGCAGGCAGCGGAGCGAGAAGAGCAGCAGCGUAUCAAAAACCUGGUGCUGAACCUGGACCUAGGAGAAAACGAGACAGAAGAUGGAAACGACAACAAGCCCACGUCAUAUCAUCACAAUCAUGGCAACAGACAGGGCCGGGACCGCAAUGCACAACGCGGCCGUAAACUCCAACUGAGUGACGUUGAUUGGACUUAACGACUCAGCGACCUGGUACAGACCAGACGUAGUGAAUCUUCUCAUCAUUUCAAAUAUAUUCGCGGCCAUCUUCAGCAAGGCGGUUCAUCGAGUAAAGCCACACCGCAGGUGCGCGCAACAAACUCGACUUCCAGCUGAAGACGGCAGCCCGGUACGAUGGCAACCGCAUCAAGAAAUAUAGGCGACACAAGCCUUGUCGAAUAGGCUCGUGGUAGCUAGCACGCACGCGCGGGAGACACCUCGUGGAUAGAAGUGAAUUUCCUUCACCGAGCGAGCAAAUGCUACCUACGUGCAGCUUCCCAUGUCCAUUCAUGAUUGGCAGACCAUGCAGCUAGCGAGAAGUCCUCCAUCAUAGGGUAUGCUACCCAGGUUUAUGAGACAUCUGUGGUGCCUCGGGUGCUUACCUAGGUUACCUAGCUAGGUAGGGUGGAUACCUAGGUAAGUCCGCGCAAGGAAACUCUGUGGGUUGGAUGGACGAUGCGGUGAUGGUUGUGGCGGAUGGACGAUCUGUCGGCCCCUCACUCUGGGGCGAAAACUGUGGCUGCACACUUCUGCUCUGCGACUAAGAGUUUCAUGGCGAUUUGUCGUCCUGGCUCUUGCGGCCCUAGCCUCAGCCUCAGCUCGGACAACAGAUUGUGAACAGAGUGCUUAAAUUAUGAAUUCGUUAGUAAUUGGUUUUCAUACCUGACCGAGAAUCGCUUAACCCCACACGGGAGGCCAGCCUGAUUGUAAAAGAUUCCCUCGGUUAACUGCAAGGUGCCUUGGAGAGCACACCUACCUACCUACCUGGCCAAAAAAAAAACAGAAAAAAAAACCAGUAAAACGUGGCUCAGGAAGUCUGGAAUAUCGUUGUAAGCUGCUAAUAGUCGAUUCGGUGACAGGUUUAGGUACCGCACUUGGAUUGCACUUGGGAAUCGACAUGCAUCCAGGCCAGGGGCAUAUGAAUCUGAUAUGUCUUACAAACAGUUGAGCCACAUACGGCAUUUUGACGGAUCGUCUUGGCUGCCUCACUAAGUCGAGCACGGCGGGGCAUUUGGUUUAACACAACUGGCACAGACACAUGUUAAUCUCGCUUUGUAACUGAGCAACAGCCCUAGCAUCGCGACGUAUGCAAACUAACAAAAGAGAAAGAGAUGGUUUGCGCGGUCUAUCUUGAUUGACCUGACAAGUGCCAAGCGUGACAAAGGCAGUCAAUGCAAACAGAGUGCUGACCGGCAGGAGAUGUCACAGCAGGGCGGUGCAUGGAAAGCCAGAAUUAAGAACGCGCAGGUGAAGUUUUUCGGAUUUGAGCGAGCUCUUAAUUGGCCCCAGUUUCGAUAGCCCUUUUUGUGGCAUAACGCAAUAAUCAUCGGAAGACCGCAACCUCAUGCCGUAUACGGGAUGGUGUGGCGUCACCCAAGCAGCGCGGAUCCGGCCCGAGCAGUGUUGGACAUUCAUUGGCUCGCUGUGGACGCCGUCCCAAACUCCGGCGUUCAACGUAAACAAAGCGUUGCUGCUAAAUUCAGGGGAAAAAGUGUUUGGCUCAACUCCUCGGUAAAGCGACCAACACAAAGGCAUGUAGUGUAGAAUAGUCGUUCUGUGAGGAACCCACCCCUUGCACCUGCGCAAGUUCAGAAAAGUCCCCCCAUGCAAGGUACCAAGCAGGGAACAGUAGGCUACUCAUCUGUUCCCCGGAGGCGCGAUAUGAGAUGGAUGAAGUUUUAUCAGCUGGAAACUCGGCCAUCUACGGUACCUAGUUAGUGUUGAUGCCAGACUGUGUAGCUAUUCAAGGGACCAAGCAAUCCAUUUAUUGUGUCUUGUGUUUGCCCAGUCUGUAAAAUUUAUUCUGCCCCAAUAACAUUGUCUGUCUGCCCCAUACUAUUAUUGAUGCGACCAAAGAGUCAUACACACAGGACUACUGCCAACUAAACCUGAUUGCUUGACUGCUUGCUGAA
This is a messenger RNA of Pyricularia oryzae 70-15, 5425 nucleotides long. Its product is annotated as nonsense-mediated mRNA decay factor. The record is from RefSeq and is a predicted model, not a curated record. Lineage: Eukaryota; Fungi; Ascomycota; Sordariomycetes; Magnaporthales; Pyriculariaceae. Gene Ontology annotation, cellular component: cytoplasm; exon-exon junction complex. Gene Ontology annotation, molecular function: RNA binding; protein binding. Bases 114 to 3491 code for a protein of 1125 amino acids. Gene Ontology annotation, biological process: nuclear-transcribed mRNA catabolic process, nonsense-mediated decay. The transcript has 8 exons.